UAGCCUUUGCUAGUUUUCCUUGUUGAUGGACAGAUACAGCUUGAUCCCCCUCUCCCUCGCCCGCUCCCUCUCUCUCUCCUGGCCAGCGAGAUUCAUCGGUCCAUAUAACCGGAAACGCACUCCACCCUCGCUCCUCACCACUCGUUCGUGCGUCCAUGGAACCCUAGAAGAGAAGUACGCACCCUCCACUCCUACCUAGAGCUCCCUCCCAUCAGAAACAAGCUGCUUGGAGAGCCAUCGGUCCGUCGAGCUCCACCACGCGGCAUAUCACACCACACGCCCCCCCAUGGCGCACGCUUGUCCCCGGAGCUCGGUCGAUUCCACAGCCUCAAGCCAGUGAGUGAGCGAGGAAGGCCGGCCGGGACACUGUACUUGCACCGCGUCCUCGCUUCCAUUCCUAACCCCUUUCCGGCCGUCUUCUCUGCUCUCUCUAGCGGAUAAAUUAAGCGGCCGGGAGGAUGAUGAACCUGCCAGCCGCAGCUGGGAACUCCUGCGACGAGUUCGGCUAUGGGGCUCCCAACCCGCCGCCGCCGUCGCUCUUCCCGAUCAUGGACCACCAGGAGGGGGGCGGCGGCAUCCACAGGGAGCACGACCACCACCACCACCACCUCGGUGGUUACACCCUCGAGCCCAGCUCGCUGGCGCUCCUCCCCCCGUCCAGCCACGCCACCAUCGCUGCCCACAGCCCCCACGACAUCCUCCAGUUCUACCACCACCCCACCUCGCACCACUACCUCGCCGCCGCCGCCGCAGGUGGCAACGGCAGCCCCUACGGCCAAUUCGGCGGGGGAGGCACUGCCGGCGGCUUCCAGUCGUACUACCACCAGCAGGUGGGAACGGGCGCGCCCGAGUACUACUUCCCCACCUUAGUCAGCUCCGCGGAGGAGAACAUGGCGAGCUUCGCGGCCACGCAGCUCGGGCUCAACCUCGGCUACCGGACCUACUUCCCACCCAGAGGCGGCUACACCUACGGCCACCACCCGCCCCGGUGCCAGGCCGAGGGCUGCAAGGCAGACCUCUCCGGCGCCAAGCGCUACCACCGCCGCCACAAGGUCUGCGAGCACCACUCCAAGGCUCCCGUCGUCGUCACCGCCGGCGGCCUCCACCAGAGGUUCUGCCAGCAGUGCAGCAGGUUUCAUCUGCUUGAUGAGUUCGACGACGCGAAGAAGAGCUGCAGGAAGCGCCUCGCCGACCACAACCGCCGUCGAAGGAAAUCAAAGCCAUCCGAGGCCGAUGCCGCUGACAAGAGAAGGACACAGGCCAGCAAAGCAGCAAGUACCAAAGGCACAGCCGGAAGCAGCAGCAAGAGCACCGGCACCGGAGACGGGAUGGACAUACAAGUACAGCUGGGUAGUGGAGACCUGUCCAAAAAUCAGGACGAAACCAUGGGACUCGGCGAGGUGGUGAAAGAAAUGCAGGUGGAUCCCAAGGGGAAAGCAUCAAUGCAGCAGCAGCAAGGACACCAUGGCCAUGGUCUUCACCUGCAGAGCCAACAUGGCUUCCCUUUCCCUUCGUCCUCUGCAGGCUCGUGCUUCCCUCAGAGCCAAGCUGUCUCGAGCACUCACAACACAUCAAAUAUCGGCCAAGUGCAGCAAGAACAGCCAGGCUUGGGGUUCCAUCAGCAUAGCAACAUCCUUCAGCUCGGACAGGCCAUGUUUGAUCUCGACUUCGAUCACUAGCAAUCCAAACUAUUCAAAAAGCUAAUAUAAUUAGUAUUAUUUAAUGCUCCCUCGUACGUGUGUGUACGUCGAUCGGAUCAUUUCUUUCUAUCUUGUCUGUAUUAAUUACCGUAAUAUGAUAUAAUAAUGGUAGUUUGUGCAGUGGCAAUUUCCUAUAUAUAUUUGGUUAGAGGUGCUUCAAUGCCCUACCAAAAGGUGGUACUAGUACAAUUCAUACAUUUAGUACCUUUAUAAGUUGCCUCAUGUACUUGGCAGUAGUUAUGCUCUUUGUACGUCACAGCUGAUUAAUGGGUUGGGG
Messenger RNA from Aegilops tauschii subsp. strangulata, 1977 nucleotides. NCBI's taxonomy places the organism in Eukaryota, Viridiplantae, Streptophyta, Magnoliopsida, Poales, Poaceae. The record is from RefSeq and is a predicted model, not a curated record.